UGAGCUCAUCCCUCCAGCAGCUGCAUAGCGCAGCGAGCCGAACCGCCGAACUUUCUAUCAAACUUCCCAGUCGCUCUCCGGCGGAACGCCGCGGGUCGUCUUCCGCUCGCACCGGAGCCCACACUCUCUGUGGGAAGACGCGGAAUAUUCGCAGGGUUUUUGCCUCGGACGUGUGGACGGCUUGCACAAAAGGAGGGAACCGCUCCGGCGCGGUCCGGCGGCGGCGGCGGCGGCGGCAGCAGCCGGGGGAAGGUGUUUGUUUGUGGGACCUCGGAGGACACAGUCCCGGAAGAGGAGAUCUCCACGCCAGGAGUGAGUAACAUUCUGUUUACUUGCAGGAUCAAGCCGAGGCUGCAGGACGAUGCGCGCUUGAACGCUGAGGUGGCAGAAUUUGCCUUUUGCUGACAAUCAACCUGCUCAUGAAGUCAGGAGGAAGAGUCGCCGACACUGCCAUGUUCAUUCUCUGAGUGCCUUCAGCCUUUGGCCCUUGUGUCAUGACCAGCCUGAAGCACCCGCCCAUGGAGUGCACAGUGGGGGGUUCUGUUCCCGCCACCGACGAGUUCUACACUCACCGAGUGCGUGCGGCGAACGGUGCGUUGCCGUUACGUACCGACAACAUUCAUGCAACGGUGAGCACUGGAGUUCCCAAAAUGGGCGUCCGGGCCCGUGUGGCAGACUGGCCUCCGAGAAAAGAUUCGUCUGGGCCGCUGUGGCACCCGACACCCGAGCCCGACAACUCUGCUGUAAAAAAUCACAUCAAGUUGGGCUCCAUGAUGAGCCCUCAGGACUCGUCGAUGUUGCGCAACAUUCACAAUACUUUAAAGAGUAGAACUCAAGUGCAAGCUAACAACUAUAGCCCGGAUACCAGGUACCUCGCACCCGGGGACUACAGCAGGCCGCCUUACAGAAACCCAAGACAAAGACGAAUCCGUCAGCGUAGCAACAGUGACAUGGCCAUCAGUGAGAUGGAGGUGGCGGGAGACAGCGACGAUGACUGGGGUCCUACAGCCGGGCCCAAGUGGUCCCCAAUACACCGGGAAUAUGGCAGCACAUCUUCGAUUGACCAGCACGGAGCGCCGGGGGAGGGCUUCUUUGAAAUGCUCAAAGGCUACCAAGGCGAUAAAGUCGAUCAGCGAAGUCCUGCUCCAGAGAAACUGGAGGACUUGCUGAACAUCGGAACGAAGCCAGACAACAUUGAUCUUCAAGGUAAUGUCCCAGACGGUCUGCUGACGAAGGUCAAGGACAAAGACAAGCACCCGAAGAGACGCACCAAAUCGGAAACUGGCGGCGAGUCCAUUUUUCGCAAACUGCGGAACGUGCGGGGAGAGUCCGACUCCCCGAGAGCCGGAUCCGACGUAGAGGAUACCCGGACUGAUGACAUGGUGGCAGUUGUGAAACCGUGGGUUUGUCAGAAAGGUUUCGCCCACUAUGAUGUCCAGAGUAUCCUCUUUGACCUGAACGAAGUGACUCAGCAGCGACAGACGGCGGUGAAAAGGAAAAACACCACCACAGGUGCGUCCGCUGCCGCCGUGGCCUCAGCUACCUCAACCCUCUCGUCCACACACAGUCUGCCUUACAGCUCCCCCAGUGGUAGCCAGGAGGAGCUCAAUUCCAGGGACAGCCCUGGCCCCGAUGGCGGGGACGAACAAAGCAACGAAAUUCUUCUCAGCUGCCCGUGUUUUCGUAACGAGAUCGGCGCUGACGGCAUCGGGAGACGUCGACUCGGAGUCAGCUGUCAUGUUCUUGUUCCGAGUGGAAGUGGAAGCUCCAUGAACCUGAACAGCGAGGGAAACUAUUAUGACACAUCUGUUAGCACACACUGCACCAAUGCCGGAGUGGCGGUUCUAGAGGGACCUAAAGACGGUCCAAACCCGCUUAGCGAAAAAGGCAAGCAGUACAUCGUGGAACACGUGGACCUUGGCGCUUACUAUUACAGGAAGUUCUUCUAUCUGAGAGAACACUGGAACUAUUUUGGGAUGGACGAAGUGUUGGGUCCAGUCGCCGUCAGCCUGCGCAGGGAGAAGCUGGAGGAGGACAAAGAGCACGGCCAGCAGUACAGCUACCGCAUUAUCUUCCGAACCAGCGAGCUUAUUACACUUCGAGGUUCUAUCCUGGAAGACGCGGUGCCUUCCACCUCCAAGCACGGUACAUCCCGAGGGCUCCCUAUCAAAGAGGUGCUGGAGUACGUCCUGCCCGAGCUGGACCUGUCCUGUCUCAGACUCGCCCUCAACACCCCCAAGGUCACGGAGCAGCUGAUGAAGCUGGACGAACAAGGGCUGAGCUUCCAGGUGAAGGUGGGGGUGAUGUACUGCCGCGCGGGUCAGAGCACCGAGGAGGAAAUGUACAACAACGAGAACGCUGGACCGGCCCUGGAAGAGUUCCUGCAGCUGCUGGGGGAGAAGGUCCGACUCAAGGGCUUCACCAAGUACCGAGCCCAGCUGGACACCAAAACCGACUCCACCGGCACACACUCCCUGUACACCACCUACAAGGACUACGAGCUGAUGUUCCACGUGUCCACGCUGCUGCCGUACACGCCCAACAACAAGCAGCAGCUGCUGAGGAAGCGGCACAUCGGAAACGACAUUGUCACCAUCGUGUUCCAAGAGCCCGGCGCCCACCCCUUCACCCCCAAGACCAUCCGCUCGCAUUUCCAGCACGUCUUCAUCAUCGUCAGGGUUCACGACCCCUGCUCCGACAACACCUGCUACAGCGUCGCCGUCACCCGUUCCCAGGACGUCCCAUCUUUCGGGCCCCCGAUCCCUAAAGGAGUGACCUUUCCCAAGUCCACGGUCUUCAGGGACUUCCUCUUGGCCAAAGUCAUCAACGCCGAGAACGCCGCUCACAAGUCGGACAAGUUCGGCGCCAUGGCGACACGGACGCGGCAGGAGUACCUGAGGGACUUGGCGGAGCGCCACGUCACCAACACCCCGGUGGAGCCGGUGGGCAAGUUCCCCUUCAUCUCUCUGGCGCCCAAGCGGCGAGAGAAAGUGCGGCCGUACAGCGGGGCGGAGCUGCGCAGUCUCGGUGCCGUGACCUGGCAGGUCCAUGCCGAGGACCAGGUGGCAGGGGCCGAGCGCGAGUGUCUGCUGGCCAUUUCCAACGACUUCAUCAUCCUGCUGGAUCAGGAGGCCAAAGCCGUGGUGUUCAACUGCGCCACGCGAGACGUGAUCGGGUGGUCGACAGGAAGCCCCGCCUCCAUGAAGCUCUACUACGAGCGCGGGGAGAGCGUGUCGCUGCGCUCCAUCAACAACAACACCGAGGACUUCGGCGAGGUGGUCAAGAGACUGGAGCUGCUGACCAAGGGCAGCCAGACGGCGGAGAUGACUCUGCGCCGCAACUCUCUGGGCCAGCUGGGCUUCCACGUCAACUUCGAGGGCAUCGUGGCCGAGGUGGAGCCCUACGGCUACGCCUGGCAGGCCGGGCUGCGGCAGGGCAGCCGCCUGGUGGAGAUCUGCAAGGUGUCGGUGGCGUCUCUGUCCCACGAGCAGAUGAUCGACCUGCUGCGGACGUCCGUCACGGUCAAGGUGGUCAUCAUCCCGCCGCACGACGACUCCACGCCGCGCAGAGGCUGCUCCGAAAUCUACCACAUGCCCCUGGUGGACUACAAGAACCACAAGGAGGGCACGCCGUACGAGCUCAAGUUCCCCUUCCGGCCGGCCAGCGCCAACAACAACAGCAAGUGGCCGCGGACGUCCUCCAGUCCUCAAACUCGAGCGGGCGGGUCCGGUGGCACUCUGAUCAAGGCUCCGCCCCCAGACUUUUCCGAGCGCAGCGCCGCCGUCCUUCCACGCAGCGUGUCCAGCGACGGUCGACCCAUCAACCCCAAAAGGUACUCCCCAGGAAACGAGAACUACGCCCUGGCCUGCUCCAUCAUGAUGGGCCGGACGCUGCACAGCGCCAACCCCGGCUUCUCCUACGCCGACUCGCAUGGCUCCAACCACUGGAGGCAGAAGUCCAUGCCGGAUGGGUUCAACAACAACAACUGUCAAUCGCCCGUCACGUCCAUGCGACAGCCGACGGACUCGGGUCCCAAAGUGUCAAGUUCUGGUGCCGUCUGGUGCCGGACGGGUGAGAGCGACACGCCCAGCCGACUGAUGGACAAGAGUGGUGCCGAAACCCUGAUGUCAAAGGCGCCGACUCGCGUGUCUCCCAACCGGAGCACCAAGGCUGAAGCUCCGUACUCGUCCAGCCAGUCCAGCAGCAACACUCUGUCCAGCAACGCCAGCUCGGCCCACAGCGACGAGAAGUGGUACGAGGUGGGCUCUCGCUCGGGCCUGCGGGGGGGCGACCUGGAGCUCAACGGCUACCUUCAGGCCGCCUCCACCGACAGCGGCAUCGACGCCGCCUCCUUCACCGCCACGCAGAGCAGCACGGCCUCCUCCAGAGGCACCGACAAAAUCCCCUGGCAGGACGAGCCGCCGGGCGCCGCGAGGGCCGCCAGCAGGUCGCCGCCCGCUGCCGAGGCUGCGGCGGGAGCAGACGGCGCUCUGAAGAGUUCGCCGGCUGAGACAAGCGACGGCAGCGAGCUGACUUCCAGUCAUGCUGAGAGUCAGACGGGAGGCGCCCCCUCCUCCCCUAAAGAGGAGUCGCCCUCUUCGCCCACCUCACCGGGAGCAAAGAGCUUCUACCCUCGACACGGCGCCACGUCCAAGUUCCUGAUCGGCUGGAGGAAGCCGGGAGGAACCGUCAACCCAGUGGACUUCGGAAACACUCGCAAGCGGCACCAGAGCGACGGGCUGCUGGGUGGGCAGCCGCAGCUGCGCGCCCACCUGCGGGGCUCCCAGUCGCCUCAGCGCCACACGGCCAAGUCCAGUCUGGAGGAGGACCUGAAGAAGCUCAUCACUCUGGACAGCCCGCCACCCAGCAGCAGUGAGGAGAAGCCUCUGUUCCCGGGGGCCGCGCCUGCCCGGCGCUCCCUGCAGAGGACGCUGUCUGACGAGAGCAUCUACAGCGGUCAGCGGGAGCCUUCGUGCGGCGAGCAGCGCAGCACGCCCACCGACCUCUUCAGCUUCUCCACCGUGCCGCGCUCGCCCACCGCACGCCAGACCGCCGGCAGACGGACCUCACACAAGUCCCUCGGAGAUCUGACCGCCACCGAGUCUACGCUGGAGCCGCAGGAUCCGGUUCUGAUGCCGCUGCCUGACUCCAGAGUGGACGCUCCGCUGGACUGGGCUCACCUGGUGGACGCUGCCAAGGCUUUCGAGGAGCAGCGGCUGGUUUUCCUGGCGGCGCAGGAGGAGAACUCUCCGGCAGAGACUCAGUCCAGCAGCGGUCCUCAGCAGGCCGAACCCCAGGCCGCGCCCCUCAGACCACUGGUCCCCGGAGAGACGCCUGCCUAUCUGCUGGGGAAGGUGAGUCAGCUGGAGUCCAUGGUGAAGACCCUGCAAGAAGACCUCAAGAAGGAGAAGGACGCCAAGGCCUCCCUGCAGGCUGAGGUCCUGAGCCUGCGGGAGGACAACCAGCGCCUCCUGGAGGAGUCCUACAGCGCCUCGGCCAAGCUGAAGAAGUUCACCGAGUGGGUCUUCAACACCAUCGACAUGAACUGAGCCCAGGCUCGGGGCCACAGACCGGUGCUGCAUCACCACAGACCUUCAACGCUGCCGCUGCGAAACCAACGUGGACUUAGACACCGCUACGACUUUGAUCAGCAUGCUCCGUUCUCCCGGGGGAUUGUGGGUAAUCCUGCAUGUCACAGCUACAAACUGGAGUUGGAACAGAGGAGUGUGUUGUGUGUUUGAGUGGCUCGCUAAAGAAACACACACUCGCGUGUAAAUAUACUUCCUGGCCCUCCAUAUUUAAAGUGUAUUUAUGAACCAGAGUCGAUAAGAAUAUGAAAAGCAACAUUCAAAUUUAUACUAUAUAGAAAUGUAUAUCUAUAUAUUUGGGACGAGCUGCUGUCGAAGGUCACAGCGCCACCUAUCCUGUACCACUGACCCCGCCCUCUUCCACUGCAUGACCCCCCGAACGCCCCAUCAGCCAAUCGGUACUAGUUUCACGGAGCAAGAACCCGCCGCCCACCUUUCCUUUUUGUACUGCCAGUGCAUCAUGGGACUUUUGUUUUGCACCUUCACUUGUGUAUAUACCUAUUUUUUAAACGUCAUUUUGUGAUGUGAAUCUGCUGUACCGGAGCGAAACAGGCUGCUUUUGGGGUCGUGACGCCGUCAGACUGGAUGUGUGGUUCUGUUUCCAUUCAGCUGUGACGUGUACAAAAAAGUUUAUAUCUAUUAAAGAUAUUUUGUUGGAGUACGACACCGGCUCCUCGACUUACUGACGCCACACAAACUCAACAAGAAACUGUUUAGCCUCUUGUUCUACUUCAUCUUGUUCUGUCUCCCUCUAGUGGUCGCCACUCGACCUUGUUUUCU
This is a messenger RNA of Synchiropus splendidus (mandarinfish), 6368 nucleotides long. RefSeq names its product signal-induced proliferation-associated 1-like protein 1. Gene Ontology annotation, biological process: regulation of small GTPase mediated signal transduction; activation of GTPase activity. Gene Ontology annotation, molecular function: protein binding; GTPase activator activity. NCBI's taxonomy places the organism in Eukaryota, Metazoa, Chordata, Actinopteri, Syngnathiformes, Callionymidae. Bases 495 to 5549 code for a protein of 1684 amino acids. The transcript has 22 exons. The record is from RefSeq and is a predicted model, not a curated record. Gene Ontology annotation, cellular component: cytoplasm.